UUAUAAGCUAAAACUUAUUCGAGCAUCUGCACGAACUCCAAAACCCCGUCAAUGGCAAAUAUUCAAAUUUAAAACCCUAAAAGGCACUGUGUCACCAAUUAACCAACUCCACGGAAAACCAGUAAUGGAUCGAGGUGGAGGACAGCAACAGCAGCAGCAGCAGACGGAGAGUGCGUCGAAGCCGUCGAAGUUCGCGGUUUACCAGAACCCAGCCCUCUCUGCCGCCCUCACCUCCAACAGCCUCCGCCCCAGCGCCUCCACUUUCCUGUUCUUCCUCUCCGUCUCCUCUGCUUCUGUCCUUGCUCUCAUUUUCUCUCUGUAUAGGUACAUUGCCUUUGUAUGUUGGUUUAUAGCCGCGCAACGUCUUUUGGCCUGUGUUUGUUUUGGACUCAGAUUUGUCUCUAAGGAUGUUUCUCGUAUAUGUUUCAAGGUGAUGCAAACCACAGCAAGUUUCAUUUUGUUUGGAGCUUUGGUUGCUUUUGUCAAAGCCCUCUCAAGGUGGAGAACAAUAAAUGUUGCGGAGGUCGUAGUUGUCUCUCCUUCCAACGGCACAAAGGAAGUAACACGCCUUACCAACAGACAACUGGGCCUUAUAGGGUUAAAGUCCAAACCUGAAGUGGGUUCUGAAGAGUCUUCAAAGAAACCUCCUAAAUCUAGAAUUAGCACACCUUCUCCAUCAAAUGUCCUUGUCCCCCUACACCAGUCACUAACAGACUCAAAUCACUUGUCUAGAACGAGCGGUGGGAAAUCAAGCACCACUAGCGGCAGCAAGAUGCAUAGCUUUACUACACCAUCAAAAUCACCAGCUUCUCCCUCUAUGUAUCUUGUCCCCACAGCCUCUAUGCGUUCACCAGUCCAGUCACCGUCGCUGCAGACAUCACCAGGUGCCGAUCAGUUUAUUGCCACCCCAUGGUCAAAUAAGCGUCCUGGUUUUCAUAAAGAGAUAGUAACAGAGGCAGAUCUCGAAAAAUUUUUGGCUGAUGUAGACGAGAAAAUAUCUGAAACAGCAAGUAAAUUGGCAACUCCACCCCCCAGCAUAAGUGGAUUUGGCAUGACCAGUCCAAACACUAUCUCCAGUUCAGUUAAUACUUCUGGAACGACAAGAAGCACACCUCUGAGGCCUGUUAGGAUGUCCCCUGGUUCCCAAAAGUUUACCACUCCUCCGAAGAAAGGGGAGGGAGAUCUUCCUCCUCCGAUGUCCAUGGAAGAGUCAAUUGAAGCUUUUGAAAGGUUGGGCAUUUACCCACAUAUUGAGCAACAGCGCGACUGUCUCAGGCAGUGGUUUUCUGCUGUUGUACUUAAUCCUCUCCUUAAUAAGAUUGAGACUAGCCACUUGAAGGUUAUUGAAGCAGCUGCUAAACUCAAUAUCCCAAUUACCAUAAGUCAAGUUGGAAGUGACACCCCUAGUACACCUACUAUUGCUAAUGCAUCUCCAAUCGAGAGGAAUAAUGAAUGGAAGCCAGCAUUUGCAAUUGACGAAGAUGGACUUCUUCAUCAGCUACGUGCUAGUCUUGUUCAAGCUCUCGAUGUUUCAAAGUUGCCAACUAGCAAUUUCCAGCAAUCCCCUCAGCAAGCUGCCUCGGUUCCUCUUUUACAAGAGGCCAUUGAUGUCAUUACAGAACAUCAGAGGCUCCAUGCUUUGAUGAAAGGAGAGUGGGCUAAAGGUUUACUUCCACAAAGUAGUGUACGAGCAGAUUAUACCGUACAAAGAAUUCGCAAGCUUGCUGAAGGAACGUGUUUGAAGAACUAUGAGUAUUUGGCAAAUGGCGAGGCAUAUGACAAAGUAAAUAAGAAAUGGAGUCUUGAGCUUCCCAAUGAUUCUCACUUGCUUCUUUAUCUGUUCUGUGCUUUCCUGGAAUACCCAAAGUGGAUGUUGCAUGUUGAUCCUACAACUUAUGCUGGGGCACAGGCAAGCAAGAAUCCUUUGUUUUUGGGUGUUCUGCCUCCUAAAGAAAGGUUUCCUGAGAAGUAUAUAGCUGUUAUUUCUGGUAUACCCUCUGUGCUACAUCCGGGGGCUUGUAUUUUAGCAGUUGGGAAGCAAAGUCCCCCUGUAUUUGCCUUAUACUGGGACAAAAAGCCUCACUUCUCUCUCCAGGGAAGAACAGCACUUUGGGAUUCCAUAUUGCUCCUGUGCCAUAAAAUUAAAAUCAGUUACGGUGGUAUUGUUAGAGGCAUGCACCUCGGUUCGUCGGCCUUGGCCAUUCUUCCGGUUCUUGAACAAGAAACUGACGACUGAAAGUGCUGUUUAUGUUACAUCUCUUCAUAUAGGCUAUGGGCUUCACGUACCAGAACGGGCCAUCGAACUGCUGUUUUGCACUUGAAGAGUUAUAUUUGAGCAGAUCAUCCAUGAGAAGCAGCGUCCUCUUGCUAACUCAUUUUACUCUCCGUUUGUAUUUAGUGUUAGUUGAUGAUAUAAAGACAGGAAACAGACACCCCUUUCUUUAUGGUUAGAAAAUAGAUAUUGUUUAUGAGAAUGGUGAAAUGUGUACAUCUCUAGGUUUUGAUGGAGACCAUUUGAAACAGCAGUCCAUGCUGGAAAGAUCUAUCUGGCAUUCUGGCUGCUGAUUUUUCUAACUAGUUAUUUAUCUUACUGCUUUGAUGUUUCCUUGAUU
This is a messenger RNA of Sesamum indicum (sesame), 2612 nucleotides long. NCBI's taxonomy places the organism in Eukaryota, Viridiplantae, Streptophyta, Magnoliopsida, Lamiales, Pedaliaceae. The record is from RefSeq and is a predicted model, not a curated record.